AUGCUGCCUGGAAGGUACAUAAAAAUAAUCUGUGCCGUGGCAAUUAAUUUGACUUUAUUUUCAUUUCUUGGUAUAAUUGCAUUAUCAAUUCUUUGGCACACAAAACUGACGCCAUUUCAGGAUUAUUCUCUUGUGAUUGACGUCGGUUCAAGACAUACCAAGAUUUUUGUCUACACAUGGCCAGCUGAUAAAUCAGAUGGACUUGGUACAACAUCUCGAGUCAGUCAGGUGAAGUCAUGCUCUGUUUCUCAUGAACCUAUUACAUCAGUCAUACAUCCAACCGAGAAUAAUGUUAAGAACUAUUUUGAUACAGGAAUGACAGAAUGUAUCAGUACUAUUCCAUCCACUCGGAAAAGUCGCGCUUUAAUCUUUCUCGGUGCAACUGCUGGUCUUCGACUAUUCAACAUCACAAAUCCGGAUUAUAUCAAUCGUUUGUUGAAUGCUACUCGUGCAUAUUUCGGUACACUUGGCGUGCUAUUUGAUGCACCUGAAUUUCAAGUGCGCAUCAUCGAUGGAAGUGAAGAAGGUUUAUCAGCGUGGAUUUCAACGAAUAUGCUUUUAAAAGAACUCUAUGAGCAUCACCAACCAAUGGAGACUUAUGGUGUAACAGACAUGGGCGGAGCAAGUACUCAGUUGAGUUUUAUUGCACCAGAUGCUACUAGCGAGCAUUACAAUUUGGAUCUAUUCGGUAUAGAUUAUGAUGUAUAUUCACAUUCGUAUCUAUGCUAUGGAGAAGAACAAGCACGUCUCGUUCACCAAGGUCAAUUGGUACAAGAAGCCAACGAAUCUUAUUCGAUCGACGAUCCAUGUUUACAAUAUGGUUACACUGAAGAGAAAAGCUACGAAGAUCUGUUCAAUACAGCAUGCGCUCGUGGUAAGCAUGCACCUUCCGAAGGUCUUAACACGUCGGCAAUAUUUUCAUUCGUAGGUGCUGGCGACUACAAGUCAUGUCGAAUAGCAAUGGAAAAACGUUUUAGUAAUUUAUCAUGUACUUCGUCAUCGUGUAGUUUCGAUAAUAUCUACCAACCAAUUCCUAUUCCAUUCUCGAUGAAAAUUAUUGCAAUCUCAUCAUGGUACGAAACCUUCUCUGCACUAGCAGCCAAUAUAUCAAUAGAAGCAGAUGAACAUGACAAUUACAAUUUUACUUCGGUAAAUCUAACUGAUAUAAAACAUGUGAUCAAAGAAAUAUGCAAGCAAUCAUGGUCGCAUGUGCACAAACCUACUAAACAUCGACCAUUUUUAUGUUUCAAUUCUAUUCAUCAGUGGACAUUAUUCGAGUUUGGAUUUCACAUGACAGAUGAAAAUUUAAAAAACUUUCAAAUCGUUGACAAAAUCAAUUCGAAUAACAUCGGUUGGACGUUAGGUUAUAUGAUCAAUCAAACAAAUUACUUAAGUCCUGAACAUCGACCUGCACGAUUAUUAACUCAACAAGAAUUUAUUAUCCUUCUAGUUCUAUCUAUUAUAUUGUUUUUGACUGGUUCAAUUACGACAACGGUUAUCAUUUAUCGUUAUAAACAAUACUAUCAACAGAGCAAAACAAUAUCUCGAAAAAACGAAAUAUUCAAUGAAAUCAAUAUUGAAAAUUAA
Molecule: messenger RNA, 1587 nt
Organism: Adineta ricciae
Lineage: Eukaryota; Metazoa; Rotifera; Eurotatoria; Adinetida; Adinetidae
Source: the annotation of a GenBank genome assembly